This is a messenger RNA of Cucurbita moschata (crookneck pumpkin), 3339 nucleotides long. RefSeq names its product phosphoenolpyruvate carboxylase, housekeeping isozyme. Lineage: Eukaryota; Viridiplantae; Streptophyta; Magnoliopsida; Cucurbitales; Cucurbitaceae. Gene Ontology annotation, cellular component: cytosol; chloroplast; apoplast. Gene Ontology annotation, molecular function: phosphoenolpyruvate carboxylase activity. The record is from RefSeq and is a predicted model, not a curated record. Gene Ontology annotation, biological process: carbon fixation; leaf development; tricarboxylic acid cycle. The coding region runs from base 115 to 3012 and encodes 965 amino acids. The transcript has 11 exons.
AUCUCGAACCACUGACUUUGGAUCUCAGAAUCCCACACACUCACUCCCUUUUCUUCCGAUUUCAUUUCCUCCUACUCUCGUCUCUGUUCUUCAGAGGGGAAUUUGGUGUGAAAGAUGCCGAACCGGAAUGUCGAGAAGAUGGCAUCGAUUGAUGCGCAGCUUCGGCUUUUAGCACCAGCUAGAGUGAGUGAUGAUGAUAAAUUGGUGGAGUAUGAUGCGUUGUUGCUGGAUCGGUUCCUUGAUAUUCUUCAGGAUUUGCACGGGGAGGAUCUGAAGGAAACUGUGCAAGAAUGUUAUGAACUUUCUGCUGAAUAUGAAGGGAAACACGAUCCGAAGAAACUCGAGGAGCUCGGAAAUGUGCUGACUAGUUUAGAUCCAGGGGACUCUAUUGUCAUUGCCAAAUCUUUUUCCCAUAUGCUUAAUUUGGCUAACUUGGCCGAGGAGGUUCAGAUUGCUUAUCGUCGAAGGAUCAAACUGAAGAAGGGAGUUUUUGCUGAUGAGAACUCUGCAACCACGGAAUCUGACAUCGAAGAAACUCUGAAGAAGCUUGUGGGGAAACUGAACAAGUCCCCUCAAGAAGUUUUCGAUGCCUUGAAGAACCAGACUAUAGAUUUGGUCUUAACUGCUCAUCCGACUCAAUCAGUUCGUAGAUCUUUGCUUCAGAAGCAUGCAAGGAUACGGGACUGUUUAGUUCAGUUGUACGCCAAAGACAUUACUCCCGAUGACAAGCAAGAACUUGAUGAGGCACUUCAGAGAGAGAUUCAAGCUGCAUUUCGUACUGAUGAAAUCCGUAGAACUCCUCCUACACCACAAGAUGAAAUGAGGGCAGGAAUGAGCUACUUCCACGAGACAAUUUGGAAGGGUGUUCCUAAAUUUCUGCGCCGUGUUGAUACUGCUUUAAAAAACAUAGGGAUCGAUGAACGUGUUCCUUAUAAUGCACCACUAAUUCAGUUUUCAUCUUGGAUGGGUGGUGACCGUGAUGGUAAUCCCAGGGUGACACCGGAGGUUACAAGGGACGUCUGUCUUCUUGCUAGAAUGAUGGCUGCUAAUCUGUACUACUCACAGAUUGAGGAUCUCAUGUUUGAGUUGUCUAUGUGGCGUUGCAGUAGUGAGCUUCGUGAGCGUGCAGACGUGCUUCAUAAUUCAUCAAGGAGAGAUGCAAAACACUACAUAGAAUUUUGGAAGCAAGUUCCUGCCAAUGAACCCUACCGAGUGAUUCUUGGCGACGUAAGGGACAAGCUUUAUCAGACGCGUGAGCGUUCUCGCCAUUUGUUAGCUAAUGGAUAUUCGGACAUCCCAGAGGAUGCGACUUUUACAAAUGUUGAGCAGUUCUUGGAACCUCUUGAACUAUGCUACAGAUCCCUCUGUGCUUGUGGUGAUCGACCGAUUGCUGAUGGCACCCUUCUUGAUUUUUUGAGGCAAGUGUCCACUUUUGGCUUGUCACUUGUAAGACUUGACAUCAGGCAGGAGUCGGAUCGUCACACUGACGUUUUGGAAGCCAUUACUCAGCAUUUGGAUAUUGGUUCCUACAAAGAAUGGUCCGAGAAACAGCGACAAGAAUGGCUUCUAUCGGAACUUAGUGGCAAACGUCCUCUUUUUGGUCCUGAUCUUCCUACAACUGAAGAAAUAUCUGAUGUUUUGAACACGUUCCAUGUCAUAGCGGAACUUCCUUCUGAUAACUUCGGUGCAUAUAUCAUUUCCAUGGCCACUGCUCCGUCUGAUGUUUUAGCAGUUGAGCUAUUGCAGCGUGAGUGCCAUGUUACGCAACCGUUGAGAGUUGUUCCCCUGUUCGAGAAGCUUGCAGAUUUGGAGGCUGCACCAGCAGCCCUUGCUCGCCUCUUCUCGAUAGAUUGGUACAAAGACCGGAUUAACGGAAAGCAAGAAGUCAUGAUCGGCUACUCGGAUUCUGGUAAAGAUGCUGGACGGUUCUCUGCGGCCUGGCAGUUGUACAAGGCUCAAGAGGAGCUUAUAAAGGUUGCAAAGCAAUAUGGUGUGAAGCUAACUAUGUUUCACGGUCGGGGUGGCACCGUUGGAAGAGGAGGUGGACCUACUCAUCUUGCUAUUUUGUCCCAACCACCCGAGACAAUUCAUGGUUCGCUCCGUGUAACAGUACAGGGGGAAGUUAUUGAGCAGUCCUUUGGAGAGGAGCACUUGUGUUUUCGAACACUCCAACGUUUCACUGCUGCAACGCUUGAGCACGGAAUGCACCCUCCAGUUUCACCAAAACCUGAAUGGCGUACACUGAUGGACGAAAUGGCUGUUGUUGCAACAGAAGAAUACCGUUCCAUCGUCUUCCAAGAACCACGAUUUGUCGAAUAUUUCCGCCUUGCAACACCUGAGCUCGAGUAUGGUAGGAUGAAUAUUGGAAGCCGUCCAUCAAAACGAAAGCCAAGCGGGGGUAUCGAGUCACUUCGUGCAAUCCCAUGGAUCUUUGCAUGGACACAGACGCGAUUUCAUCUUCCAGUUUGGUUAGGCUUUGGAGCAGCAUUCAAGCAUAUUAUUCAGAAAGAUGUUAAGAACCUUCAAAUGUUGCAGGAGAUGUACAACGAAUGGCCCUUCUUUAGGGUCACCAUUGAUUUGGUCGAAAUGGUGUUCGCUAAAGGAGACCCUGGCAUCGCAGCGUUGUACGACAAGCUCCUAGUUUCGGAGGACCUCUGGCCAUUCGGACAGCGCUUGAGAGCCAACUAUGAAGAAACAAAGAGCCUUCUACUGCAGAUUGCUGGACACAAAGAUCUUCUUGAAGGGGAUCCUUACUUGAAGCAAAGACUCCGUCUCCGUGAUUCAUACAUCACGACUCUGAACGCUUGCCAAGCAUACACGCUGAAACGAAUCCGUGAUCCGAACUACCAUGUGACAGUGCGUCCACACAUUUCAAGGGAAAUAAUGGAAGCAAGCAAAUCAGCAGACGAACUGGUGAAGCUGAACCCGAAGAGCGAGUACGCACCUGGGCUAGAGGACACUCUGAUCUUGACCAUGAAGGGUAUUGCUGCUGGAAUGCAGAACACUGGUUAAGCUAAACAGGAGGAGAGCAGCAUGAAGGGUAUGCUGCUGCUCAUAAGUUGUUUGUUUUUGCUGGUUUCGUGCAAGAUAAAAGUGUUGGCAUGAAAGAAAAAGGCUCAUAAUUAUGCAAUCAGAAGUGGAUGUUGUUUAAGUUAAUCCAGCUUUUGGUGAGGAGUUGUUGAGUGACUGUGACCGAGUGCUUUGCUGCUGCAUGAUCAACACUACUGUGGCCCAAAUAGUAGAGUGGCACAGUGGAUUAUGUUGUUGCCUUGCAAGGCGUUUGAAGUUUAAAUAAUUGCAUUAAUGCUGAAGCAGUCCUUUUGUGAUCCUUUUUUCUUA